CACUUUGGUGACAUUUUAUUAUUUUUUUCGUCUACUUCUUUCCGUCGACGUCAAUAACCACAACUGGAAAUAUGAUGCUAUUAUCGGCUUUGAAAUUGGGUACUGGUAGCUCACCAGCCCAAAUAUCACAGCGCAGCAUUAGUCCAAAUAAUUCAACGUCAACGAGUCAAUUUAGUUUGCAUCACAAUAGUUCUGGCAGUAUAGGUAGUUCAACGCCCACAUCGCUGCAUCCACAGUCAUCGGUAUCCACAUUUAAACAGUCGCCAAAUUUAUUAAACGGUAACGGUUCUCUAUUGGAUAACACAAUGCCAGGUGGUAUACCAACUCCAGGAACACCAAACUCUAAAGCUAAGGACAAUUCACAUUUUGUUAAAAUUGUCGUAGCUUUAUAUCCCUUCAAGGCCAUCGAAGGUGGUGAUCUUUCAUUGGAAAAGAAUGCCGAAUAUGAAGUUAUCGAUGAUUCCCAGGAACAUUGGUGGAAAGUCAAAGAUGCCAUGGGCAAUGUCGGCUAUAUACCCAGCAAUUAUGUCAAACCAAAGGCAUUGUUGGGUUUGGAACGUUAUGAAUGGUACGUGGGUGAUAUGUCACGUCAGCGUGCCGAAUCCCUAUUGAAACAAGGCGACAAAGAAGGCUGUUUUGUGGUGCGUAAAUCAUCGACAAAAGGUUUAUAUACACUAUCGCUGCAUACCAAAGUUCCCCAAUCACAUGUUAAACACUAUCACAUCAAACAAAAUGCUCGCGGAGAAUACUAUUUAAGUGAGAAACAUUGCUGCGAAACUAUACCAGAUCUAAUCAAUUAUCAUCGGCAUAAUUCCGGAGGUUUGGCAUGCCGUUUAAAAUCAUCGCCAUGUGAUCGUCCAGUACCGCCAACGGCAGGUUUAUCACAUGAUAAAUGGGAAAUCCAUCCCAUGGAAUUAAUGCUGAUGGAAGAACUCGGUUCCGGUCAAUUUGGUGUUGUACGUCGCGGCAAAUGGCGUGGUUCCAUUGAUACUGCUGUGAAAAUGAUGAAAGAAGGCACCAUGUCCGAGGAUGAUUUCAUUGAGGAGGCCAAAGUUAUGACCAAAUUACAACAUCCAAAUUUGGUACAGCUAUAUGGUGUCUGCUCGAAACAUCGUCCAAUUUAUAUAGUCACGGAAUAUAUGAAACAUGGUUCGUUGUUGAACUAUUUGCGGCGUCAUGAGACAACAUUGAUUGGUAAUAUGGGUCUGCUGUUGGAUAUGUGUAUACAGGUCUCCAAGGGCAUGGCCUAUUUGGAACGUCACAAUUACAUUCAUCGCGAUUUGGCUGCCCGCAACUGUUUGGUGGGCUCCGAAAAUGUCGUUAAAGUUGCCGAUUUCGGUUUGGCCCGUUACGUUUUGGACGAUCAGUAUACAAGUUCGGGUGGUACCAAAUUUCCUAUUAAAUGGGCACCACCAGAGGUCUUGAAUUAUACACGCUUCUCGUCGAAAAGUGAUGUUUGGGCGUAUGGUGUCCUCAUGUGGGAAGUGUUCACUUGCGGCAAAAUGCCUUAUGGCCGUCUAAAGAAUACUGAAGUUGUUGAACGUGUCCAACGUGGUAUUAUUUUAGAGAAACCAAAGUCAUGCGCUAAGGAAAUUUAUGAUGUCAUGAAGAAAUGCUGGUCCCACGGUCCCGAAGAGCGACCAUCAUUCCGCGUUCUCAAGGAACAGCUGGCCCUAGUGGCUCAAACACUCACCGAUUAAGCCCAAUUCCAUUGAAUUUU
Molecule: messenger RNA, 1720 nt
Organism: Musca vetustissima
Lineage: Eukaryota; Metazoa; Arthropoda; Insecta; Diptera; Muscidae
Product: tyrosine-protein kinase Btk
Exons: 11
Coding region: 72-1700 (542 amino acids)
Biological process (GO): peptidyl-tyrosine autophosphorylation
Molecular function (GO): ATP binding; non-membrane spanning protein tyrosine kinase activity; protein binding
Source: RefSeq, a predicted model, not a curated record